ACAAGGAAAAGGAGGGCGAGGUGGGCCAAAGGAGAGGAAAGAGCACGAAGAAGGCCACUACCACAGUGAUGGCGGCGUCCGCGAAAACGAUGGCAGCCUUCAUCUUGGCGGCUAUCAUCGUGCUUCUGGGUGUUACGGCAAGAGCGGAGCCUCCGCCGGAGUCCGCCAUCGACUCGUUCACCUACAUGGGCUCCGGAUGUCCAGCCAAUUCCGCCGUGGGGGAGAUCAGCAAGGACGGGCAAGUACUUACCAUGAAGUUCAGCGAGUUCAGCGCAACGACCGACGGAGGCAACGCSGGSAAACGGAAGAACUGCCAGAUCAGCCUCAAGAUGAGGUAUCCUGAUGGCUGGACUUACUUGCUGGAGACGGUCAUGCUCCGCGGGUACACGAGACUUGACGACAAGGUGAAGGCGGUUCACAGGGUGAGUUAUUAUUUCACGGGAGAGCAGGGGCAAGGCAAGUUCAUCAAGGAGACGCUGGGCGAGUUCGACGACAACUACGAGCAUUCGGGUCCGUUCUCCCCACUUAUCUCGAGUAAGUGCGGCCUAAACAGAAAUCUCAACGUCAAUAUGGAGGUGAGAGUCGACAACGGAGAUAACCCAGACGGGCAAGCUAACCCAGCCGGGGAAGGAUUCAUCGAUGUAGACAUGGCAGACAUCACCGUCACUUUCAGCGUCAAAUGGGCCAGGUGUCCCUGAAUGAAGCACGCUGACGGGAUCUGUAGCAAGGAGCAGACCGGAUCCCUUUCAUAGCGACGAUUUCUGCUCUGCUGCUCUGAGAGCAUACUCACACUACCAUUUUCCAGAAUGCAUUAGGGCCCGAUGAGGAUGAAUCUGACUGUAAUCACGUCCGGAGCUUUGUAGAAAUAGUCCUAGUGUGAAUAUGCUCCGAGCUCCCUACUAAUAACUCCGUCCAGGGCUGCUGUUUUGCCACCGCAGCAGUAGAACUAGUAGGGCUGCUAGAGAUCGGAUGGCAAUCAACUUUGGAAUGGGUGGCUGGUUAUCGUUGCUUAUUCGCGU
Chara braunii is the source of this 1019-nucleotide messenger RNA. The record is from the annotation of a GenBank genome assembly. Lineage: Eukaryota; Viridiplantae; Streptophyta; Charophyceae; Charales; Characeae.